CGGGAGCGGCCUCUGCGGCGGUUGCGAGCUGGAUCGCGAGACAGAAAUGAGGGACGCUCUCUCUCUAAGGCUUCCGAACGCAUCUUGCUUCCGAAGGAAACGAGAAUAUCGAGCAUUGGUGACCUUCCUCCCGCCCAACUGUCACAAAGUGUUGGUUCUUGCAGUAGUCUGAUUCACUGUGAUAUGGUACGAUCAAUGCACCAAUGAAUGCCCAGGCUGGCAUCUCUGUGUUCUCUGCAGGUGUCGGCAUACCUGGCUUGCUGGGGGCUGGACGACGUCGACAUCGUCCCCGAUGAGGGCGUGAGUGCUGUGAGUCGGCAGCUGUUGGAGGGCUGCAUCCGCCGCAGCUUCACCGACGUCAGCCAAGUCACAUGGCUGAUACAUCAGGGGGCCGACCCGAGAGCCACCGGCGGCCUGCGCCGCCGCGGCAGCACACUACUUCCGACUACUACGCGAUACAGCUGCCUGCUUUUCACCAUCGACAGCCCAACGAACUACCCGUUUCUUUAUGCAAAGGACGUGUAUUAUUUCCGAGAAGAUGAUGAUGAUGAUCCAGACACCUCUCGGCGGCCCGUCGUCUUUCCGCCCUGGUCCUCCCGUCAGCUGCAGCGUGACAUCCUCAGUGCACUCAUCGACGGCGGUGCGGACGUCAAUGGGGGCAGAGUGCUCUCAUGGGACAGGCCCAUCCGAGUGGCGAUUCGUGCGGGCGACCUGACGGCUGUGGAAGUCCUCCUGGAGCGGCAGGCCAACGUGCGUGGAGUCCAGGACCAGGUGAUGCAGCUUCCCUGCCACGUUCCCAGCCACCCCACUCGUGAGUACGAGGCUGCCCUCAUGGGUGUCUAUCGCCGGCUCAUCCAACACGACAGCACACUCGCAGCCGAGCGGGUCGGUAGAGACAGUCUGGUCCAUUUGGCAGCCAAGGCCCCCUUCUCCCAACAAUUCAUCGACCAGUACCUGACCCUCAUCACCAGCCAUGGAGCCGAUAUGACGGCAACAAACCGCCUGGGCAGGACGCCACUGCACGAGGCAGCAUGGUGUGGGUCCCGGUGUGUGGCUCAUUGGCUGUGCAGCAAGCUGACAACCGAAGACAUCAACAGGGGAAUGCCGAAUCAGCCCGACAUGACACCCCUCGCCUUCGGUGCCGAGGCUCUCUACAUCCAUAUCCGAAACCAGCAGCAGUCACGAAGGCGGUGGCGGCUACGACUGAUCCGCCAGUACAAGAUAACCAUCCGUGUGCUGCUGCAGAGCGGGGCGGCGCCAUCGAUUGCCCUCAUGCCCACCGUCACCCAGGAGCAGCGCAGUUGCCGUCAAGUGGUGCUGCCCGAAUAUGCCACAGUGCUGAGCGAGCUGCCGGAUGACAUCAUGUCGGCCAUCAACGGCGCCCUCGCCCCCCAGCGCGACCACUCGCUGCUUCUCGCCCGUCUGCUGCCCCUCGCCCCCCACCACGACGGCGCCCACCCCCACCCCUCCCCAUCCAACAUGGCAUUCGGCCCACACGAGGCAGAGGCCAUCGCAUGGAAGAUCGGCGCCUUCCUCCACGAGCCCCCCGCUGCGGUGGCGCUCCUCGACAAGUACCUCCCUGGCGACUCGCUGCUGAGGCGCCGCGUGGGUGCGGCUGUCGGCCACUUCGUCAAGUCGGCGGCAACCCAGACGAGCAGCAACAGGGAGGUGGUGGGCGGCAUGGCCAGUGUGGGCGGCGUGGUGGUGCGUGUGCCGUUGCAGUGCUUCGCCGUGAGGGGCAGUGGGCUGACGGGUGUGCGAGAGGUGGUGCACCGGGCCCGGCUGGACGAGGCGGUACUGCAUGGCGCGCAUGGUGUGGUCAAGGGCUUCAACGAGCAUCUGGGCGACCAGGACUGCCAGUUCGAGUGGGGCCAGCUGGGGCGAAUCGACAGGCAGGCCGGCCUGUUUGUGUCGCUGGGCAUCGAAUGAUGCCAUUUGUGGUGGAAUCGGCCGACGACCCCACUCAUACCCAAG
Messenger RNA from Vitrella brassicaformis, 1974 nucleotides. NCBI's taxonomy places the organism in Eukaryota, Vitrellaceae. The record is from the annotation of a GenBank genome assembly.